Messenger RNA from Zonotrichia albicollis (white-throated sparrow), 3916 nucleotides. RefSeq names its product phosphatase and actin regulator 2 (gene PHACTR2). Gene Ontology annotation, biological process: actin cytoskeleton organization. Gene Ontology annotation, molecular function: actin binding. NCBI's taxonomy places the organism in Eukaryota, Metazoa, Chordata, Aves, Passeriformes, Passerellidae. The record is from RefSeq and is a predicted model, not a curated record.
AAUAACAGCCCUUUGCUCGGUAAUAAAUCCCUUCUGUAUUUAAGGUUUUGCCUUCCUACCCAUUAAAGCUCUCCUCGUCAGCAUUACUUUUACUUUUCAGAAACAAAUAUUCAGUAUUACAGCCUAGGAGUUCUUUUGUUUUCCCCCCAUGGAUGCAAAACCCUGGGGGAUUUACGUAUCUACUUGAUAGGCUCACACAAUCUUAAUCAGCCUAUAAUGGAGCUAAUGGCUGUUUGUCAUCCUUGGAGAUAUAAAUUUCCUGGUGAUGUCUACUGCAGUCAGUACAUGAAGUAUGCUCUGACUGCCAGCAAGGUCUAAUAACCAGGAGAAGGGCAGCCAGCUUCAUUAGCGAGCCCGAGACCGUGCCGGCUGCUUUUCUGGGGAACUGUGCUUUUUGAAUGCCGAGAGGGAAUAAAGGGAAUAAUGGACAAUACCGUUGAUGGUUUGGACAAGGCUUCAAUUGCUAACUCAGAUGGACCAGCCCCAGGAUCCCAAACUCCCCCCUUCAAGAGGAAGGGCAAACUCUCCAACAUUGGCAAAAUCUUUAAACCUUGGAAAUGGCGGAAGAAGAAGACCAGUGACAAAUUCAGAGAAACAUCAGCAGUGUUGGAAAGGAAGAUUUCGACAAGACAAAGCAGAGAGGAGCUGAUAAGAAGGGGAGUGCUGAAGGAAAUGCCUGAGCAAGAUGGUGAUGUAACAGUAAAUUUUGAAACUUCAAAUGGACACACCGUAGCCAUUGGUGAAGAAACCAUACAGGAAGAAAAUGUGGUAAAAGCCAGUGGAAAUAAUGGCACUUUAUCAGAGAAAGCAUCAGCAUCAGAAGGAAAAAAAGAAGAUCAGAAAGAGAGCACUGGUCACUGCCCAGAAAUUCCGGCAUCCCAUGCUCCACCACUACCUAAGCCUAAGCCUAAACCUAAAAAAGCUCCGCUACCACCAAAAAAUGCCACUGCCGCUUCCACCGCCAGCAGCCAUAAGGGUAACGAAGCACCUCACGCUAAAAAAAAGGGAAAGGCUCCUGCUAAGCAGCCUCCUCUCCCACCACCCAAGCCAACGGGUGCCAGUGCAAAUCGAGAAGCUGCUGGUUCCUCUCACGCAAAAAAACUACCAGUCUCCAAGUCUUCUUCAUCACCAUCUCCUUCGUCCACAUCAUCUCAUCCCAAAGCCUCUAAGGAGACUUCCAGCAAAUCUGGCACAUCAGGGACUCCCAGGGGCAAGAAAAAACCUGGGAAACAGUCAGCCCCACGAACAGCACCAGACGGAGCUGCUUCCUCCCCCUCAGGUGCGACAGCCGACAGUGUGGAAGCGAAGGCAGAAAAACCCAAGCCUGAGCAAACUCCCGCAGUCAUCUUUGACACGGACAACGCGGACCCGCCCAGCAAGCUUGUUGUGCCCCCUCCUCCCUCCGCUGCCCCUCCUCCACCUCCACUUCCACCUCCUUUUCCUGCUGCAGAUCCUCAGCAGCCUGCUGGCUCCUCAGAUGGGCAGGAUGUGUCAGACAGCCCUGUGGCAGGGCCGCCAGGCUCGGACACUUCGAAGGCUCUGCUCCCGACCGAGCGUGGCACAGACCCGAGUCUGAGCAGUGCGGCCCCGGGCAGCGCUCCAGGUGCCAGAGACCACCACACGGAAAGCAUGGCUCCCAAAGAAGACCAGGAAGGGGAGGCUCCAGAUGAAGCAUUCUCUGAGCUAGUGGAGGAGGCUUCUGACGCUGCUGCCCCUCCUGAGAGUGAAAGCAGCAGAGACAGCCACGGCAGUGACUCGGACUCAGACGGGCCGAUCCUGUACACAGAUGAUGAUGACGAUGAUGAUGAUGAUGAUGAUGAUGAGAAUGCAAGCACUGAAAGCUCUUUGGCAAGUAAAAUUCGUCGUAGGGAUACUCUUGCUAUCAAACUUGGCAACAGACCAUCUAAGAAAGAGUUAGAAGACAAAAACAUCUUGCAGCGUACAUCCGAAGAGGAGAGGCAGGAAAUCAGACAUCAGAUUGGAACAAAGCUUGUGAGGAGGCUUAGCCAGAGGCCCACAACUGAAGAGCUGGAGCAAAGAAAUAUCCUGAAGCAGAAGAAUGAAGAAGAGGAACAGGAAGCCAAAAGAGAAAUAAAACGUAGACUCAGUAGAAAGCUUAGUCUGAGGCCUACAGUGGCUGAACUUCAGGCGAGAAGAAUCCUUCGAUUUAAUGAGUACGUGGAGGUCACGGAAUCUCCGGAUUACGACCGUCGUGCUGACAAGCCUUGGGCCAGGCUAACUCCUGCAGACAAGGCAGCAAUACGGAAAGAACUGAAUGAAUUCAAAAGCACAGAAAUGGAAGUACACGAGGAAAGUCGGCAAUUUACCAGGUUUCAUCGUCCAUAACUGUUUGACCGCAUACCAUAUUUCAAGUAACAAUUUUCUUUGGGGAAAUCAUUGCAUCCUGAAGACCUGAAAUUGCACUGGAACUUGAUUAUGAGUGUGUGCUACAGCUUACCCUGAGGCUAAUGAAGAAAGUGGCCCUUGUUUUUGUCAAUGGACAAAUGAUUAGUCUAGGAGGAGAGCCCAGAGGAAGCGUUUGUCCAUGUCCAGACAAACCACGGUUCUGUGGCCAGCCCACACGGACAAGCCAGUGGACUUCUUUGUGAGAGCUCCAUGAGUCAGGAAGUGCCGAGGACAAUCGCUGGAGAGCCUGCUGCCAGGAUCUCAUCCGCCUUCAUGGGGCUGGGACUGAGGGAACAAAGAGGGAGCGGGGGUGACAAAAGAACUGAGAGCUGGGGGAAAAGAGACUUUUGUCUGUCAGUCCACAGAGCUAAGUGGAAUGGAUGGGGCUGCUCAACAAUGCAUUUGGCCAGUGGGAAGAAUUAUUUUUUAAAAGAAAGACUGUAAGCAACUGUGCAUGUAGGUUUUUUUCAGUGGAUGCAGCCUGUCUUAAAAAGAUAGCAAGCCAUAAGUCCUUGUGUCAUCAGUACUUUAGGAAGAACUGUCAUUUUCUUUGGUGCCAGUAAAUACAGUUGCCAGAAAUUAGUCCUAGUAUAACUCAACUGUCUUUUUUUAAAUCCCAGUGCACAUGCUUCAGGAAAACACAUGGAACAUUCAUACAGAACAAGUAAUAUAUUUUUUGGCUUUUUAAUGUUGACAUACUCUGGAUCCUCAGAGAUACAUAAACAGGAUUUGAAGGACAAAUCAUGUGACACUAUGAAUGCAAUGAAAUGCUUUGUGUUUAGAAACACUCCUUGCUGUCUGUCACUUGCCAUUCAAACCAGAGGGAUCAUUAUCUUUGUCAUCCAUGGCAGGCAGUAGUGACAACUUGGACAUCAUGCUAGUGUGAAUCCAAAGUCAGAAUUGAAAUUAGGCACAGAAGUCUUUAUUAGUAGGACUGAGCAGUGACUACUAAUGUAACUUUUUACAUUUAAGGACUCUUGCACUGCUUUGAGGAAGAAAUCCCAAACGAAUCAGCGUGUCUUCAGCUAGUGGUCCUUUAAAAGUGAAAGAAAAAUCCUUGGAGUGUCUCCAGCCUGUUUUUAUUGAGUGUGAAGAAUGAGUCUUAGAUUCCUAAUUUUUUAUACUAUCUUGAAAUUGUACAUGUGAAUAGAAUACUAUUAAAAUUAAGUGGUAUGGAGUGUGAAAGGCAAUACAUGGUUUUUCUAAAUUGGCCCAAAGGCCUAUUAAAAAGCCUGUGGCAUUGUUUACACUAAGAAAUUCUCUGUCCUAUAUUAGCACUUAUUUAUCCUUUGAAUUAGUGUACACAACAGUGGGGGGGGGGGUCCUGGAAUUCACAUAUGCAUACAUUUAAUGCAGUAUUACAAUAUAUUUGCUAUUUAUCCUUUCUAAUGUGUGUACAUAUUACAAAUUAUUUUUGUCUUUUAUGUGUCCUGUUCAGUUUUUAAUUAUGAAGUGUAAGUAUUUCUUUUUCUGGCAAUAAAAGAUCUGUGUAGAUGUGAUUUUUACCUCA